AUGCGCUCAAAACAAAGGUCGGCGUCCGCUGCGGCGGUGGUGGUGGCAGAAGACGAGGUAAGAAGUCGAGAGGAAGAAGACAGCAGCAGCAGCAGCACAGCCGGGAUUGGCAGUGCGAGCGACCAGCUCCAGCGGCUAGCCUGGCCUGGCAGAGGCAGAGAGGGUGGCCGUGGUAUUAGUGUGGAGCGUGGGAGAGGCGAAAGGACGGCUGCUGCACUGCACGCUCGACUCGACGCUCUGCUUUGCUUGCUUUGCCCGCCGCGUCAAGGCGAAACGCAAUGCAACGCUGCCACGCCUGUCUCUCACGGCCUCUGCUGCCGUUACCACAUGCGGCACCGACCACCACGCUUCAUCAUCGUCACCCGACCUGACAUAAUCCCCAAACUCAACUCACAGCACAGCACAACCCUAUCCUACCCUGUGACCGCCGUCUUCUUUGCCGGCUGUCUCUCUCCAUCCUGA
This is a messenger RNA of Zasmidium cellare ATCC 36951, 462 nucleotides long. RefSeq lists its product as uncharacterized. The record is from RefSeq and is a predicted model, not a curated record. NCBI's taxonomy places the organism in Eukaryota, Fungi, Ascomycota, Dothideomycetes, Mycosphaerellales, Mycosphaerellaceae. The coding region runs from base 1 to 462 and encodes 153 amino acids. The transcript has a single exon.